GACACAAUGUCACCGACCUCUUCACCCCCAGCCUUGGUGAUGGGCGGAGCAGGUUUCAGCUACCAACUGAACCCUGAGCCUGAAUCUCUUCCGAUCGUCGACAUUCUCCUGCGCUCAUUCGAACUCGGCGUACGCACUAUUGACACAUCACCAUACUAUGAGCCUUCAGAACAGCUCAUGGGCGCUGCUCUGUCAGAUCCUCGUAUUCAGUCCAGAUACCAACGGAGCGACUAUGAACUCAUGACCAAAGUUGGUCGCAUCAAGGAGAAUGAAUUCAAUUACUCCCCGGACUGGAUCCAAAAAUCCGUUGCUAGGUCGUUGGAGCGGUUUGGGACUACGUACUUGGAUGUGAUCUUUUGCCAUGAUGUUGAGUACGUAUCCCUAGACGAAGCUGUUACGGCUGUUGGUGUACUGCUGGAAUUCCAACGAGCUGGAGUUAUACUGCGGGUUGGAAUCUCGGGCUAUGACAUUGAGGUCCUGGCCGAAGUUGCUAGCCUUGCCCGAAAGAAAUACGGACACCCUGUCGACGUUGUUCAAACUUGGGCACAGCUCACUCUUCAGAACACGCAAGCCGAGACACGUGGUUUUGAUCGCUUCCGCGCCGCUGGUGUAAACUCAGUAUUCUGCUCUAGUCCACUAGCUGUUGGACUAUUGAGGACAGGCGGUAUUCCUCUUGGGCUGACAGGCGAUUGGCAUCCCGCGCCUCAAGGACUGAGAGCUGCUGCAGCUGAAGCCGCCGAGUGGAUGGACAAGCACGGAGACGGAGAAACCCUAUGUUCCCUUGCAAUGCAAUAUGCCAUUGUGAAAGCGAAGCAGAACUGCACUCCCUCGUUCUCGGUCUCAACCAUAACAGGAAUCAGUACUCUGUCCGACCUGGAGCAGAAUGUGGUUGCUGCCAAAAGAGUACUCAAAACUGUUGGAAACUCCGAGAGCUUACUGGACUAUACCGAGCUAGACUCCCAGUCAGUGGAGAGCAGAUUGUCGCUCGCCGAGCGUGUUCGUCUGAUCAUUGGGGAGUGGCUAGACUACGACUUUUCUGGGAAGAAGCCGAAGACAGUGAAUAGCGGCUCCAACGAGGAUGAUAUCAAGGAGCCUGAUGCAGUCGAUAUCACAGCACCAAAGCAUAAGGAAUUGAAGCAGCCUGCAGCGAUCAGAGUGGCGGUGUAA
Molecule: messenger RNA, 1167 nt
Organism: Fusarium oxysporum Fo47
Lineage: Eukaryota; Fungi; Ascomycota; Sordariomycetes; Hypocreales; Nectriaceae
Product: Aldo/keto reductase family-domain-containing protein
Exons: 1
Coding region: 7-1167 (386 amino acids)
Biological process (GO): dehydro-D-arabinono-1,4-lactone biosynthetic process
Cellular component (GO): cytosol
Molecular function (GO): D-arabinose 1-dehydrogenase [NAD(P)+] activity
Source: RefSeq, a predicted model, not a curated record